This is a messenger RNA of Notechis scutatus (mainland tiger snake), 1646 nucleotides long. The record is from RefSeq and is a predicted model, not a curated record. Lineage: Eukaryota; Metazoa; Chordata; Lepidosauria; Squamata; Elapidae.
AUCAUGUUUUUUUUUUCAGGGCUGUACCAAUGUUUUUGUCUGCUUCCAGAGCUAUCUUGGGCAACAAGAGGAUUUACAGGAGGCAUUUCAUCUCUGCCCACCUUCCAUCAUGGCAGGAAAGGUUCCUAACUGGCACAGCUACCUUCAGGUGAUUCAGUCCCGUGAAUAUCAGAGAGUGCAGCAUUUUCAAAAGGCAGAAAACAUUUUAUUUAUUGUACUGGAAAGAGUCAAGACAAUGGAUCCUAGAAUUAUAGUGGAUUAUUCAAGAAACUUGGAAGCCUUGGAAUUUUCCCUCUCAGCUGCAGAAGAUGAAGUUACCAUGGAGGUUCCCUUAUGUGUCAAUGCUGAGGUUCUCUUGAUGCAACCAUGUACAGAUGAACAAAGUAAUUCCGAGAAUGUUACUCAUAGGAAUUGCCAGAUGCCAGGACCAUGCUAUUUAGGGGUACCCAAGCAAGAAACCAACCUAGAAAACUGGACCAAAGAAGAUGUGUUCAGUGCUAUGGAUGACACCGAUUCCAGAGGACAUAUUGUGCCAGGCAAAGUUCUUCAUCUUCUGAAAGAAUUGAUAGUUGCUGCCAUUGUUCACUGCAAGCACCAGAACCUUAUUAAGCCAGGUGAACUUAGUGCUGAAAGGUUAAAUGAGGAUGGGAUGCAGCUGCCUUUGUUGGUGUCCAGUGACUGGAAAAUGAUCUGCUUCAACAUUAUUCCAGUAAUGAGGAGAAAGAAGGAUGUUCUGAACAACUGUCAAGAAAGAGGUUUCCCAAAAGGCAGUCUGAGCAAAGUCACUCAAGAAGCUGUUUUCAUCCCUGCAAGUUAUCAUCACUGGAGGUACUCCACCAAUCGUCCCAUCUUGAAACUUGUUCAAAUUGUAAGCACUCUAAAGGGAUAUCGCCUGGACAGUCUCUGCCUUCUUGACCAAAUCAACCAUGAGUAUUGGAGAGAGAAAGGGGAAGAAAAGGGGCUCACAUUUCAACAUUUGAAGAUGAUAUUGCUGUGGGCUACUCAUUUUUUUCCUUCCUCUGAAGACUGGCUGAGUCUGGAAGGAUCAGUAUAUCGUCUGCUGGUGAUCUUACUCUGCUGCUUGGUGACCAAAGAUCUUCCUCAUUUUUUAUAUCCAGAGCAAAAUCUGUUCAAGAAUGAUAGUCUGGACCUAACUGCUUUGUAUCCCAAAGUGGAAAGCUUUGCCAUAAGUCCUACAUAUUUCCUAAAGUUUCAUUUUGCCCAGAGAGAAGGCAAGAAAUUCCAUCAGAAGGAUAAUGGUCUGAAAGCUUUACUUCAACUCCCAGCUGAAAACAGGGACUACUGGGAUACUGCCUUUUUUGAUAUGCUGCUUAGCAAGGUAAUUAGUUAUAAAUAUGAGGUUUAAAAUUUAUAAUUUGAUCUUUUUCCAGGCCUGUCAGUAAGAUCUUGCAAUUUUCCCAUGGAUUCUCUAGUAUAAUAAUCGAAGGCUCAUUCAAUUAUUUAUUGAUGUACUUUUACAUGUAACCAUUUAACUGCAUAUACAUAUAUAAAUUUUCUGCUUACAUUUCUUCGUGAUGUUUAGGUAUAAAUGAAAUUUAAAUAGAAGGGAAAGUUUUCCAUCUUCAUAUAUGUAAUUUUUACUACAGAUACAAUGCGUGUUCGUUAGCAUUCACUGAUGACUGAGC